Didymosphaeria variabile is the source of this 873-nucleotide messenger RNA. RefSeq lists its product as uncharacterized. Gene Ontology annotation, cellular component: cell wall. The transcript is spliced from 2 exons. The coding region runs from base 1 to 873 and encodes 290 amino acids. The record is from RefSeq and is a predicted model, not a curated record. NCBI's taxonomy places the organism in Eukaryota, Fungi, Ascomycota, Dothideomycetes, Pleosporales, Didymosphaeriaceae. Gene Ontology annotation, molecular function: manganese ion binding.
AUGCUCACCAUCACCAAAACUCUCGUUGCGGCUAUCGCUGUCUCCGCCGUCCAGGCUCUCCCUCAAGCCGCGUCGACUCUUGCGACUGUUGCGACUCCUAGCAGCGCUAUCGCUACUCCUUCGGCAGCUGCUCCUAGCCCUGAUCCUGAGGUGCAGGCUGCUCUGUUCCGCGACCUCUUCAGCGCUCCUACGGCUAUCAAGCGCUUCCAGCGUCUCCUCACUGCAAAGGGACAGGAGUUGCUCUCCGGAGAUGCUCUCAGGAAUCUUAUCGUUUUCAACUUCAAUGGAGCAAUGCCUGCCAAGGGUGCUCUAGGCGGAGCUACCAAGGCUGCUAAUAUCGAGACCUUUCCCAUCCUUACUGGUCUGGGUAUCUCGACUACCCUCGGCUUCCUUAACGCCUGUGGUAUCAACACUCCGCAUGUCCACCCUCGCGCCACCGAGUUCCUCACCGUCGUUGAGGGCGAGGUCGACUUCGGCUACAUCCUCGAAAACGGUCUCGUUGCGGCUGGCCAAAACGCCGAAGUCGCCGGCACCCUCUCCAAGUUCGAGGGUACUGUCUUUCCUCAAGGCUCCAUCCACUAUCAGAUCAACAACCAGUGCAAGCCCGCUACAUUUGUUGCGGCCCUUAACAACGAGGACCCGGGUACCUCGCAGGUCGCGCAGAACUUCUUCGGCCUCAACCCCGAUGUUGUUAAUGCCACGCUUGGCUUCCCCAAGACUAUUGACGGAAAGAACAUCGAGCAGUUCCGCAAGUACCUUCCGGUCAACAUCGCACAGAGCGUCGACAUCUGCUUGAAGAAGUGCGGAUAUCAGGGAGGCUCCCCUACUGGAAACUCGGCCGGUACUCCCUCGGCCACACCUAGCGGUUACUAA